GCAGAAACACACAGAAGCAUUUAUUAAUCAUAAUACCAUUCUCCUUCUCCACUGCAACUACUUUGAAAACUUUUGAUCUUUGGUUCUUCAUCUUCUUCUUCUUCUUGGUUUGGGAUUUUCACUUAUCUCUUCUACUUUGGUGCGUAUGUUCUUCUCAAUAUCCUUUUUGGUGUGGUUAAAAUCAAGUUUAAAGAUCGAGAAUGGACAACAAUGGAGAACCAGCUUCUAAUAACAAUGGAGAACCAGCUGCUAAUAACAAUUCAAGUGUACCGGCUUCUAUUUGGACUCAAGAGAAAUGGUUUCAGAAGUUUAGUGAUUUGCAGAAAUUUGCUAUUCGUGUUAUAUACUUGUCAGCUUGGAUCCUCCUUGUGGGUCUACUUGUGGCAAAACACUACCACCCAUCACCCAGUUGCCUUGUAGGAAGUGAUCAACCUGAUGAAAUGUUUGCAAAAGGAUCAGUGUCAAUGAUGUUUCUUAUUGUUGCCGCCGUUGUGCUGAACAUGAAGCAACGCAUCAGAGGAUUGUCAGCAUUGCAGCUGGCACGUUUGAGAUCGAAGCUCGAAUGGAUACUUCACGUGCGCUAUUGUUGUCGUAGUAGGAGUCACAUCUACGGGUUUUACUAUGCUGGACGGUGCUCAGAUCCUUUUUGGCGCGUGGAGAUGUCGUGCACCAUCUACCAUUGCUUUUAUGGGUCUGUCUGCCUUCUUCACAGUGGUUGCCGAUAUUUACUUACUUGUUUUUAUCUGUUAUAUGUGAUUUGCGCCCUAUAGGUGCUUUACAAGUAUCUGUUUGGAUUGCUUACUUGUUUUUAUAGACAAAGAAGACACAGAUGUUUAUUGAGUGUAAUAGCUAGUGACACUUUGUGGGAUCCUGGUUAUAUCUGACAAUGGAUGUUUAAAUCUAAUAGAGUUAAA
Molecule: messenger RNA, 914 nt
Organism: Papaver somniferum (opium poppy)
Lineage: Eukaryota; Viridiplantae; Streptophyta; Magnoliopsida; Ranunculales; Papaveraceae
Exons: 3
Coding region: 201-770 (189 amino acids)
Source: RefSeq, a predicted model, not a curated record